Messenger RNA from Aplysia californica (California sea hare), 560 nucleotides. RefSeq lists its product as uncharacterized. Bases 33 to 560 code for a protein of 175 amino acids. Lineage: Eukaryota; Metazoa; Mollusca; Gastropoda; Aplysiida; Aplysiidae. The record is from RefSeq and is a predicted model, not a curated record. The transcript has 4 exons.
AUCCACUUCAUUCUUUACAAAUCUGAACCAUUAUGUCUCCAGCUACCUGCCAGCCUGUUGACUUCCCAGUGAUGACAACCCAACAGACUUCAACAAUAAUUACUGCGUAUAACUAUCCAACUCUUGGUACCGGUGGUAGCUCUUUAUCGGCGGAAUACGUGGCGGCGUCAAGAGAUGCCAUCCAGUGUGUUGACUCUACACCAGUGCAUUUUCCAUUGACCACAGAGGAGUUGUUUCUACAGCUAGACAGCAGCACGACAAGGUGCAGCCUUCAGUUCACCACCGACUCCCCGGACAAGACUGUUGACCUCAGUUUUGUCCCUGUGCUGUAUGACGCGUCCUUUCUCAACGUGACGGAGUUUACUCUUGAACUUUUGGAUGGAAGUGACAGCUUCAUCAACAGUAGUGACGUCAAUCAACAACCGUUCCGACGUUUCCAGUCCUCUCACAGCUCAGUGACCUUGACCUAUAACAAGCUGGAGGUCGAAGAAGGAAUCCCUCCAAGGAUCUUUGCCUGGCUCAGGGCGCGAGCUCGUUUACCAGGUGCGACUUUUCCUUAA